AUGGUAGUAAAUGUUGAUGAUCCCGAACUUCCAUCCGGCAUCAUAAUGUCAAGUGCAGGCUCCAGCCCGGACAUAUAUCGUCCUAAGAUUGCAGAGACAAUCACAGUUGACCAGUCAGGCCAUGGGGAGUUCACCACGGAUACAUUGAGUUACAGCAUAGGCCGCCACUAUUUCGAAUCAUGCAGAAUACAAGGUUUAAUCGAUUUUAUCUGGGGCUCGGGCCACUCCAUCUAUCAGAAUAGCAAGAUAAAUGCUAUUGCAGCAGUUCUGGGAAAUGGACCAGGAGAGUAUAUUACAGCUCAGGAAAGAGACAGCGGAGAGAACAGCAGCGGGCACGUCUUCAGUGGACGUUCCAUGGUGCAUUCGACUUACCUUGGGAGGGCUGACAGGAACUACUUAAGGGUCAUGUUCUGUUGA
Punica granatum (pomegranate) is the source of this 417-nucleotide messenger RNA. NCBI's taxonomy places the organism in Eukaryota, Viridiplantae, Streptophyta, Magnoliopsida, Myrtales, Lythraceae. The record is from RefSeq and is a predicted model, not a curated record.